Magnolia sinica is the source of this 618-nucleotide messenger RNA. RefSeq lists its product as uncharacterized. Gene Ontology annotation, molecular function: calcium ion binding. The coding region runs from base 1 to 618 and encodes 205 amino acids. The record is from RefSeq and is a predicted model, not a curated record. Lineage: Eukaryota; Viridiplantae; Streptophyta; Magnoliopsida; Magnoliales; Magnoliaceae. The transcript is spliced from 3 exons.
AUGCCUCACCACGCUCAUCAUCCUCCAGCAGCUGAAGCAUCGCUUGAAGAAGCUAAGGCCUGGCUCGAAAGUAUAGACACCAACAAGGAUGGUGUGAUAUCCAAGCAAGAACUGGUGGCUGCUCUCCAAAAACUUAACGUGUGGUUUCCCGGUUUUAGGAGCUGGCUGGCCAUCAAAAAUGCUGAUUUUGAUGGCAAUGAUAUGCUUGACUUAUGCGGGGCUGAGAUUGGGACUCCCAGCAAUCUGGAUGCCCCAAAUUCAGAUGGCCAGAGUUUUAAAGAGGCAUAUUCUGGAAGUUAUUGGUAUCCAUUGAAACGUUUGAAGUGCAGCAUGCUGGGUAACCGAGCUCAAGCUCCUCCACCUGAAGCAACAAUCGAAGAAGUGAAGGCCUGGGUCAAAAGAAUAGACACCAACAACGACGGUAUCAUAAGCAAACAGGAAUUGGCGGCAGCCAUCCGCGGCCUCCACCUUUGGUUUGCAAGAUGGAGGGCCCGGUGCGCUGUGAAGGAAGCCGACAUCAAUCGCAAUGGUUUAAUCGAUACGCCUGACGAGUUUCUGGAACUUGAGAGCUUUGUAAAGAGUCACUGGGGCCAUCUCAUCGGUGCGACUCACGACUAG